AUGGAUAAACGAAAUACUGCUCCAUGUUUUCUUGAUACUCAUCUUGUUGAUAUCCAUGAAGUCCUACCAGAAGAGGAAGAAGAAGAGGGAAUUACCAAAGAGGAAAAUGGAGAGGUAGAGAAGCGCUUUAACAAACCCUUUGAACUUAGAGAGAUGAAGAGUACUACUAGUCAAAGGAGUAAGAUCAAUCGGCAGGUUUCUCUAGAGACUGGUUUUUCAGUGCUUCGUAAAGAGUCGAAGAAGGGUAAAGAUGAGAGCGGUGGUGUUAAUCUUCCCAGAAGUGGAAGGAGUUUUGGAGGUUUCGAUUCCCUUAAUAGGUUUGGAAUGGAAGGAAGGAAAGGAGACUUCAGUAUCUUCAAGACCAGAUCAUCAAGCCUCAGUAAGCAAAACUCUUUGUUGCCAUCAAGAAAGGAAAGAUCAGAGAUGGAGUCUCAGAAGACUGAUGGAGCAGGACUGGAUGAGUCUGUUGAUACAAGUGUUCCUGCUGGCAGAUACUUUGCUGCACUUAGAGGGCCUGAACUUGACCAAGUCAAGGAUGAUGAGGAUAUUCUCCUCCCAAAAGAUGAGCAAUGGCCCUUUCUCCUCAGAUUUCCAAUUGGAUGCUUUGGUAUUUGUCUUGGCCUUAGCAGCCAAGCAGUUUUAUGGCGUGCUCUCGCGACAAGCUCAGCCACCGAGUUUCUCCACAUCCCACUCUUCAUAAACCUUGCCCUCUGGCUUUUAGCAGUAGCAGUCCUAUUUUGUGUCUCCCUGACCUAUAUGCUCAAAAUUAUCUUCUACUGUGAAGCAGUCAAAAGAGAGUACUUCCACCCUGUGAGAGUCAACUUCUUUUUUGCUCCUUGGGUUGUAUGCAUGUUCUUAGCCCUUGGUGCACCACCAACUUUGUUUCCUAAUAAACUCCAACCUGCAAUUUGGUGCACCUUCAUGUUACCCUACUUUCUUCUGGAACUUAAAAUCUAUGGACAGUGGCUUUCGGGUGGGAAGAGGCGUCUCUGUAAGGUGGCAAAUCCAUCUUCUCAUCUCUCAGUGGUUGGAAACUUUGUUGGGGCAAUUUUGGCUGCCAAGGUGGGGUGGAAGGAGCCUGCAAAGUUCUUGUGGGCAGUAGGCUUUGCACAUUACUAUGUGGUUUUUGUUACUUUGUAUCAGAGAUUACCAACAAGUGAAGCAUUGCCUAGGGAGCUUCAUCCAGUGUAUUCCAUGUUCAUUGCCGCCCCAUCAGCCGCAAGUAUGGCUUGGCAGAACAUUUAUGGUGAAUUCGAUGGAGUGUCAAGGACCUGCUACUUCAUUGCAUUUUUUCUAUAUCUUUCACUGGUUGUGAGGAUCAAAUUCUUCACAGGGUUUAGAUUUUCGGUGGCUUGGUGGGCAUACACCUUCCCAACGACAACAUUCGCAGUUGCCACCAUUAGGUAUGCAGAAGAAGUACCGUCAAUUCUAACCAAGGGCCUCGCAGUUACUCUUUCUUUCAUGUCAUCAACAACAGUGUCUGUACUGUUUGUAUCCACUCUUCUUCAUGCCUUUGUCUGGCGCACCUUGUUUCCGAAUGAUCUUGCCAUAGCCAUAACAAAGAGAAGACUUGGGAAGGCGAAGAAACCCUUCAAAAAAGCCUAUGAUAUAAAGCGCUGGACAAAGCAGGCUCUAACCAAGAACAAUUUAGCAGCAAAGGUUUCCAAUGGAGGGAAAGAAGACAGCUUCUAUCCAUAG
Fragaria vesca subsp. vesca is the source of this 1698-nucleotide messenger RNA. RefSeq names its product guard cell S-type anion channel SLAC1-like. Gene Ontology annotation, molecular function: voltage-gated monoatomic anion channel activity. The coding region runs from base 1 to 1698 and encodes 565 amino acids. The record is from RefSeq and is a predicted model, not a curated record. The transcript has 3 exons. Gene Ontology annotation, cellular component: membrane. NCBI's taxonomy places the organism in Eukaryota, Viridiplantae, Streptophyta, Magnoliopsida, Rosales, Rosaceae. Gene Ontology annotation, biological process: stomatal closure; transmembrane transport; intracellular monoatomic ion homeostasis.